Acipenser ruthenus (sterlet) is the source of this 3278-nucleotide messenger RNA. RefSeq names its product sphingosine 1-phosphate receptor 3. NCBI's taxonomy places the organism in Eukaryota, Metazoa, Chordata, Actinopteri, Acipenseriformes, Acipenseridae. Gene Ontology annotation, cellular component: membrane. Gene Ontology annotation, biological process: G protein-coupled receptor signaling pathway. Bases 399 to 1487 code for a protein of 362 amino acids. The record is from RefSeq and is a predicted model, not a curated record. The transcript is spliced from 2 exons. Gene Ontology annotation, molecular function: sphingosine-1-phosphate receptor activity.
GCAAGAAACUGAUCAGGGCUUGGGAAGGCAGCGUUUUAUUGCAGAACUAUUGAGGGACUAACACAGACAGGUGACAUAAACGCAAACUGAAACUGAUGGGGAAGAGAGAUAUCAUUGUUAAGUGAUACCAACAUAAAAUAAUAAUAAUAAUAAAUAAAUAACUUUGCUGAUGGAUAUAUAAAAAAUAUGAAGACGGGAGAAUUUUAAACCAAUUCAUUUUUUUGUUUUCUGGUCAUUCUUGAAAACUUGGAAAAUGAUUGCGAUAAGAAAACGAUUUUCAGUUUUAAAGAAUCUGGAACCAAAAAAAAAUGAGAGAUCUCUGAAGCUGCUAUCAUCAAGUGACCAACUGUGAACUUUGCCUUCUGGGGACAUUUAUUGUUUUUUUCAAAGAACCAAACAUGUCUAUCAACUACAUUAUCACUCUUCACUACAACUACACAGGGAAGCUUGAUGUACGAGAGAAGAGAACGGGUGGCAUGGACUCAACUACUGUGGCCUUUUUAAUCAUAUGUAGCUUGAUCGUGUUGGAGAAUUUGAUGGUGUUAGUUUCCAUAUGGAAAAACCACAAAUUCCACAACCGAAUGUACUUCUUCAUUGGCAAUCUAGCACUUUGUGACUUAUUGGCGGGAAUAGCUUACUUAGUAAACAUCCUUAUGUCAGGAAAAAAUACAAUGAGCCUGUCUCUGACCGUUUGGUUUGUGAGGGAAGGCAGCAUGUUUGUAGCACUGGGGGCUUCCACGUUCAGUUUACUGGCUAUUGCCAUAGAAAGACACAUGACCAUGGUUAAAAUGAGGCCAUAUGAUGCAAACAAGAAAUACAGAGUUUUUCUCCUGAUUGGGACCUGUUGGCUUAUUGCUGUCUCAUUGGGAGCAUUGCCCAUCCUAGGUUGGAACUGCAUUGGUAACCUUCCUGUUUGCUCCACUGUGUUACCCCUUUACUCCAAGUUCUAUGUUGCUUUCUGCAUCAUCGUUUUCAUUGCCAUCUUGCUGGCUAUUGUUGUUCUGUAUGCCCGUAUCUAUGCGCUCGUCAAGUCCAGCAGUCGAAAGGUGACCAAGCAUAACAAUUCAGAGAGGUCAAUGGCUCUGCUUCGAACCGUAGUUAUUGUCGUUGGGGUCUUCAUUGCAUGCUGGUCCCCAAUAUUUAUUCUGCUUCUCAUAGAUGUGGCUUGCGAGAAUAAAAAAUGUGACAUAUUGUACAAGGCUGACUGGUUUAUUGCCCUGGCUGUUUUAAAUUCUGCCAUGAACCCUCUGAUCUACACACUGGCUAGCAAGGAGAUGCGCCGGGCUUUCUUCCAAUUGGUGUGUGGCUGUCUCUUCAAGACCAAAGCAGCAAAUAGCCUUCAAAUACAGCCAACGCCGGAUAACAGCCGAAGCAAGUCCAGCAGCUGCCAUUCCCAGAAGCAAAAAGAAGGAGAUUUUCCACAAAUCGUUGUACUGCCGAAUGCUAUUACAAAACCCGAGCCUUCACAUAACAGUGAAGGGUGCUGAUAGCCACGGAGACACUUUUAAUUGUGUGGACUUAAAUCUGAACAAGAACUUGCCUCUUCACUCUGUUUAUUGCCUAAAGACACAUACAACAGCAGCACAAAACUUCAAGUUUUGAGGUUUACUAAAGGACUUUUAUUUAACGUGCUUAAUGUUAAAACACUUUCUUCAGUUAAAAAUAUGCCUUUAAAACAUCAUGUUAUGAAAUGUCAGGUCGUUACACCUGAGGGGACAUAAUUAAAGUGUAAAUGACAUUGUAUUGUUAAAAAUAGAGUACUGUAUAAGAAAAUGAUAGUCAUAGAUGUAGUUAGUUGUAAGCAAAGUAUUAUUAUUUAUGUUCCUUUUGCUUUUUUAAUAUUAUUAUGUACUGUACUUUACAGGAAAAUAUAUCUCUGCAACUUAAUGAAAAAGUAUACUGAUUAAUUAUAGACAAACAGUUGAAGGAAAAGUAUUUACUGGUAUGCCUUAAAAGCUUUAUAAAGGUCUAUUGUUUAUGAUAUAUAUUCAAAUAUGUUAAGUGCUCAUGAAAUGCAGAAUUAACCCCAUCUGGUGGAUAAAAUGGGUUUCUGGAAUUAAAAUGAAUUUAUUGUCAGUUUCAAUAAAUCAGGGAGCUCAAUUGUGUAAAAUGCCAUUUUAAGUUAUAUGGUAUUCAAGAACACCAGUCAAUGAUACAAUUCCUGAUUUUGGCCACUAAGCUGGUUAUACAUGUGAAUGUUAUUGGAUUGUUUUAAGUAAUAUUGUAUUAAAGUGAAAUAUUUGAAUUUAACACAUACAGCACGUGCAUGGGCCUUUGAUGAUGAAAAGGGAGACAAACUAAGCCUUAAUGGUCUGUUGAAUUGAUCUAAAUUGCAGUGGUUUAAAUACCUGAAAAUUUAAAUACAGCCCUCUCAUGGUUAUGAAGCUCAGUAACCGUGAUUGUGAGUCACAUGUGUAUUUAUGCCAGCAUUUAGAUAAAUUGAAUAGACCCCUUAAUGUUUCUUGUUUGUUGAGUAUCAAUAAAUGUGUAUUAUUAUUGACACGCUACAUGUAAUAUAUAGUGUACAUAAAAGAUAUGUAAUAAGGUAAUUUAAAGUGGCAACAGUCAGUAUUUUCUUAGCUAUUAAAUAAAAUAAUGCAUGUGAACAAUUUAAAAUGUCAGUGGUGCUUGUUUUAUAAGAAAUGUACAUUUAUUUCUAUUAUGUUAAAAUCCUUCGGAGUGACUCUAUUGCAAUUCUAAAAUGUUUUUUUCUUUUACUUUUUUGAUAUAUUCUGGGUUUAGGGGCCUUUUCGAGUUCAGGAGCUUGUUUUAGUUGCCUGCAUUAGACUAAUUCAUCUCGAGAACAGGUAUUAAAGAUAUAGUUUAUUUUUGUUUUGCUGUCACCACAUGGCCUGGCUCUUAUUUAUUUAAAGGCACUUUUGUUUAUCUAGCCUGGUUUACAUAGGUAUGUGGCUUCACCUCACCAUACUAUAGCAACCCCUACUGGCCAGGCGCUCAGGGGUGAUACUUGUCCAGUAAUCCGCUGACAUCUGUUUUUUUCAAACUUCUUUAUUAUAACUUCUUUAUUAGUGUUUCAUUUCAGUAUUGAGAAAAAAAAAAAAAAUCUUUGAUAGAAGACUAGAUUUUUUGAGAAAAGUUUACUGCAUAUUCAUGUUUCUUACUUGUAAUAAUUAGUUUUCUAUUACUUCUUAAUGGCUCAAUUACUUUAUUUUAUUUAUCUUUAACAAAAGGUAAGAUGAUGUGUUUAUAAAAGCCAGUGUAACGCAGUUCUGUGGAUGAAUGAUUAUUAUUGUACGUAUUCUCCUUUACAGCCUGAC